Molecule: messenger RNA, 4774 nt
Organism: Amoebophrya sp. A25
Lineage: Eukaryota; Dinophyceae; Syndiniales; Amoebophryaceae
Source: the annotation of a GenBank genome assembly
CGAGUACUCCUACCUAGCAAUCUGACCAAUAUUUUAGACUUUCUCAUUUUCCCGAACGAUUAUCGAAACUCAUUUUUCAUCUGGAGGUUGACCUCCGAAGCCUCCAGCAAUUCAAAAUGGCGGCGCCUAUGAGCGCGCAGGUCGCCUCGGUCGUGCGCGACGAGGUGGACUUCGACGUUCUAAAUGACGACAUCGAAUUGCUCCUUCAAACCCUUCAAGAAGAGCUCAAGGCGAAGAUGGACGGAGAUGAGUUUCAGCCGGACUUUGGAGAUUUGAUAGUUAAGUUUUUUCAGGGAGAGUGGUUGAAGACCUUGAUGUGCCAGAUAAUUAAAAAUAUUAAUGUAGAUGGUCUUCAUCUUCAUGAAGACAAGAGACUCUCGUCUCAGUAGAAGGGGUGAGAAGCCACGCGAUAGAGCUGCUGCAGCUAGACUUUACUUAGUUUAAUUGUCUCUGCGCCCACCGCUGCUGGUGCAAAUAAUACUUCUUUCACCUCUAAUUACGCAGCAUGGAGCAUGAGCAAGCAUGGAGAUCCCGUGAGCACGAAGCGGCUCUACGACUGUCUCGAAUUCGCCAUAUGCGGAACCGAAGUUGAGAAUUUCGAAAUGUAGUACUUUAAGAUCGUUUCAUCGGGUUGUCCUCUAGAGACUCUAUCUAAAAACAAACUCUUUCUUCUCUUUCGUUUGAGUCUAUCUUCAGUCGUGAUUCCCUUCCUCGUCGUCGGGGUUGGGUCUGACAAGAACUUCUUUCAAACGUGUUAAUGUGCUCGAUAUCAAAUGUGUCAAUGUGCUCGAUAGAACAUCAAGGACCAGCACCAGCUGCACCUUCAGAUUAUAACGACUUCCUCAUCUUCAGGUACGAAACCUGUUUCGGUGCCUUGACGAAAAUUGGAGUCUUUCUAGGGAACGACCGAAUAGUUGAACACCUAGUGGGAUUGCUCAUGAACAUCAACGAAAUAUACGAUGUGCUUUUAAAUUGCGUCGAGACCUACGAAUGGGUUCAACCUGGAGUCACCGGGCUGUUGAGAAUGUACUAAGGGCACCUGUGCCACAUCUACUUUUUAUGCUCCUGUGGGAAAAUGUAAUGCUGAUGCUAUUGCGAAUCAAUUACUAGCACUGUUGAAAAAAUUCGUAGCGCCACGUUGUGAUUACCUUACGCUUACCCGCUCGUUAUGCCCCCGUCAGGUACAUGCUUCAAGUCCUCUUCUGUUGCGUCGGAUUCGAGAACGUGACAGGCAAACACCUUAUGGAGCUAACGAACAACGAUGUGGCCGGAGCUGUUUCGUUAGUCUGUUUUGUUAUUCGUUGCGGAGAGUGCAACUUCGAAAUACAGCAGACUGCAGCGAGAUGUCUGGUCGAUUUGACAACGGCGGAUGCUGUGUACAAGAAACGCUUGUUAUAGGAUUUAUUUUUGAAAAAGAACAAAAAGUUGUAAAAGUAUUAGCAUUUUUUUGUUUCUAUACCAUGCUUAUCUUUCAGGUUCUUCCGUGACGAAAAGAUGGAUGAAGACUAUAACUCGCAGGACAUCGCGAAACUCACUCACAUGCUCAACAAGCACGUAAAUGGGCUGAUCAUGUCAGUGAUUGAAUUCGAAUUGGUAGACGCCUUCGGCAGAUGCAUUUGCCAACAUCAGCAGAGCCAUCUGAGGACUGAUAUCAUCAUCCGUUACUUCCUCACCUCUCUGCACAACUGCCUCCUCUACUGCUCUGAGAACCAGAAGAAGCUUAGGAUGCAUCUCGCGACGCAAAGUACGAUCAUCCAGGACAUCAUGUUCCCGUAUGUGGACAACAUCUUGCCAGCUUUGAUGGAGAACCAGAGGUUGACCAUCGAUGCAAUCGAGUACGUGAAUUUGAAGAGCACGUUGCAAACCUUCAUAGUGAUCACGUUCAAUAUCAACGUGUUUCGAACGCACUUUUUAGAAUCGGAUUUCUUACUGCGGAUCAUGGAAGCACCUUUGUUAUGGUUGCAAAUAUGUUGAGCUUUCUAGAGUUUGCUGUCCUCGACAACGCAGAGAACACUAGUACUCGAACAAGAAGUACAGCGAACGAGGACAUCAACAUCAAGAACUACAAUUUUUCUAAUUUUAGUCCUAGGAAGUAUCAAUUUCCUCGAGUUGCUCUUCAAGCUCUUGGUGAAUGCGGACGUGUCGAAAGCAAGGUUCAAAGAGGACCUAGUGGCCUCAGUCGAAAACGCUUUCUUCUCUCUACCAGAGGACAGGCAGAAACGACUGAAACGACGAGUUACCGAGAGCCACGGACACUCACUGCCAAUUUAAGAAGAUGAGUGGAAAUGAUCGGAAUUAUUAUACAUAAAAGGUGUAGAAGACGUACAACUACAAGGCAUCAACAUUUCUAUUAGCUUACCAUCAAAGAUUGCAUUGAAUCUUUUCUUGUUCUUGUCACUGUCAUGUCGUGCCAUCUUCAAAGAAUCAGCUAUCAGUUCUGUUAUUCCUUACCUACGCUUUUGUCUCUUCUUUCUCGCCUCUUAGAAUGCUGAAGAUUCUAACUCUCGUCUCGGUCCAACGUCCCUGCAAUGCAGAUGAUGCCAUGGCUGUUUGAUGAGGUAUUAGCCGACGUGAUGGGCGGCGAACAAGGUGAAGGUGGCAUGGGGAAGGUGACGGAUGACGAAAACGAGGAAGACCGAGGCAGAAGUAAGACGUGGAGACGCAGGGACAAGCGAGGACGACAGAGGAGAAAGAAAGGAGGACGAUUCGGAAUGCAAUGGGUCAGGAAAAAAGAGAAAGGUAACUACCUUCAUUACUAUGCUAGUAGAACAGGAGGUUAUGAAGAUUAAUAAUUACGUUAAUAUAGUAGAACAGGAGGUUAUUACGUAAAAAUGACCAUAAGCGGAUCUCUCACUCUCUAGCUGGUGUUAUACUGCCACACAUCAAUCAAAAUCAUCUGUCUUGUACUUACUCGAAAACUGAAAAUAACCGAGUUACUGACUGAAGUAAGGGAGGCAGCGUUGACAGGGGGACUCGUCCUUCUCGUCAGUAUCUCGUCAGUUCUUUUCAGUCGUUACUCGCUUAUUUCAGUUUUUCGAAUACUUAGACCUAACAAGUACUUCUUCAAAUCACCACCCAAACCAGACGGAGUUUUCGGUUCAGACGAAGAUAGUUGCGAGGAUGAAGAACCUGAUGGAGAGCAGGAGGAGCCACAAGCACCAGGUGCAGGCGAGGAGGCGCUUUGUCAGUUGAGCGGAACUUUCAUGACGGAUCCGAUAAAAACGCCAUACGGACAUGUACUACAUUGAUUGUAGUCUGAUGUUUGUUUACAACGUUUGGCCUUUUUACUAGUAUGCUCCUCCUGAUAUUUGUUGUAGUUGUACCUUAUCAUUCUCUCGUUCUCUCGUCGUCGUCCACGACCACCAGCUGCUUUUCUCCCAUUAUUAGUAUUCAUCAAUCUGUCAUCAACUACUCCAUAAGACCACAACCGAAUCGGAAUCAGGUAUUCGACCGAAACGCGCUAGUAGACUGGCUGCAGUUCUCGCAGACGGAUCCGAUAUGCGGACAGCCACUCACAAUAGACGACUGCGUCCCAUACACGGAAUUGCAGCAGAAAAUAUUCGAAAAUCAGCUCAAUAACUUGAGCGGGCAAGUGCUCAACACCGACUACAAUGCGGAGGAAGUGGAGCGAGAAAAAGAAAAUCUGUACUUUUCAUUAAGUAGCCUUAAUAGUGGUCUUUGCACUUGUGAUAUGAUAUCGGACUUGAUGACUACGACCCGCUGGUGAAUUCAAUAACAGUGAAGAAACAGAUUCAAUUUUGUGUAUGUGUACUUUCUCACUCAAAAAGAAACUCAUGUUUUUCAGGAAUCUAAUGGCAGCAGCCGAACAGCCAAAUCUAGAGGCGGAGCAGGUAGGCAUGCCUGUGAAUUUGCCAGCAAACAACUACGAUGCAGCUAGUUUGGGCGAUCUACCUGCACUCGGAGAGGAAAAAGAAAUUAUGGACGCUUGUGGUGUAUUUGAUGUAGAACAGUAGAUAUUUUUUUGGAUUAAUUUUCGGGUCUUGUAUGAAGUUUAUUUUGACAUACGAUGUUAAUUCGUAAAUCAGUAAUUUAUUUUGAAUUAAAGUUGAUAAAAUCAAAAUUUUCGGUCAUCUAUAUUUUUGAGACUUGAAAUCCAAUGCCCAUUGUGCUAGUUCGUGAAAUUUCUGGUAGGUUGCCCAUUUUAGAUUACAAUUUGUUCCCUUGGAUUUGAAUUUGGAUUAGUGCGAAUAAAAUCAAAAAUUUUGGUUUUGAAGGAUUUUCAGUUCCCUUUCCAUUUUUACAAUUUCGAUGUGGAAAUGUCACAUCAAGCUUUCAAAACGAAAAUUAGAAAGGAAAUUGCAGGUGUUAUAAUUUCCACAAAUGAGAUAAUAUCUUGUACUUUGUUUUUUUUUUCGCUAGUAUCCUCCUCGCUAUUAAUCUUGAUGAAUUCAUCAGUCUUCAUUCUUCUAUCCAUGAUCCUUCUCGUCCCAUCUACUCCCCAUCUUUCCCUCCUCACCCCUUCAUACCGAAGAAGAAAAAAAACAAGGGCACGAUCAAGAUUGCGUCGCGUAGCUUGAUCGACGCUCCACAGGAAUAUAGGUGCGCCAUCGACGGCAAGGUGAUGACAAACCCGGUGCGCUCGCCCUUCGGUCACUUGUUCGAGAAGAAGACCUUGGAAAAAUGGAUCGAGAGUUGUGGUUCCGUCUGCCCGAUCACGCAGCAGCCUCUGAGACUCGACGAGUGUGCUCCGGACAAGGAGAUGAAGCACAUCAUAGUAGCAUGGCUUAAGGAAAAUAUGGGAGCAAAGGAGUAA